Chiloscyllium plagiosum (whitespotted bambooshark) is the source of this 2803-nucleotide messenger RNA. Its product is annotated as CCN family member 2-like. Gene Ontology annotation, molecular function: heparin binding; integrin binding. Gene Ontology annotation, cellular component: extracellular matrix; extracellular region. The record is from RefSeq and is a predicted model, not a curated record. Gene Ontology annotation, biological process: positive regulation of cell differentiation; cell adhesion; signal transduction. Lineage: Eukaryota; Metazoa; Chordata; Chondrichthyes; Orectolobiformes; Hemiscylliidae.
AAUCUCAAAAUGGUUACGAAACACUCAGUUCAGAUCAGAUAUUUGGCCAGCAAAAUGUUAGUGAAUCACAGAUUGAUGUGAACAUAGUACAAAACAGGAAGCCAUUCGGGACAUUCACAUGUACUAACCCCGCAAUACAGCGAUCCUUUCAGUCCCAUUCUCCAGUGCAUUUUAAAUGGCUCUUUUACGGAUCUUUACCGAUUUCUCUUUUGAAAACUGUUCUGCUUCCACCACAUCAGAGUUUCCUUUUUUGUUAAAAAAAAGUGGAAAAUCACUGCUGUGUUGUCGGUUUUGAAAGGCGAGGUGUGAAGGAAAUAUUGUGUUGAAGUGGGUCCCUCCUUUUGAACAAAAACCACAAAUAUUUCAGGUAAUUUCUUCUCGGUUGGCGGCUUCAUCUGAAACCACUUUUUGGAUACGAGGAAUUGGAAACAUCCGUCAGGAAUGUGGCCACAUUUUGGCCGCUCGGGAUGUUGUUGAGGCGAUGGUGACCCGCCCUCUGAGCGGCUACUUAAAGAGACGCGGUUGGCGCUGAGUUGCAGCAGAGCUGGACUGAAAUCCAUUCGGCCAGUGCUGAAGAAAUCAGGAAACUGGCCUGUUAGCCGCAGCAAACCGGCGCAUUAAAUAAUAGAAAAAGGCGUUAGGUUUCUUGUCAGGGGGAAAAGACAAUGUCUGGUGAAAUGGAAUUGACCUUCUGCCGGUGUCUGGCGUUGCUUCUUGUCCUCUCUUGGUAUUGGGCCGGAGUAGGGGCUGAGGACUGCGUGUAUCCUUGCCGUUGUCCCCCGGGACCACCGAGCUGCCCUGCCGGGGUGAGUCUGCUGACUGACGGCUGUGGCUGCUGUAAGGUCUGCGCCAGGCAACUGGGUGAUGUGUGUGACUCCACGCAGCCCUGCGACCAACACAAGGGGCUGUACUGCAGCGGGCCCACUCUCUCCAGCGAACAUACUGGCAUCUGCAUGGCUAGGGAGGGAGCUACCUGUGACCUGGGAGGAGUGAUCUACAGGAAUGGAGAGACAUUUCAGCCCAGUUGUAAGUAUCAGUGCACUUGCAUGGAUGGAGCAAUCGGCUGUGUCCCUUUCUGUAUGGAUGACAUGCGUCUGCCAAGCCCAGAUUGUCCAGCACCCAGACGAGUGAAGAUCCCUGGAAAAUGCUGUGAAGAGUGGGUUUGCGACAAACCUCGGGAUCACUCCGUCUUCAAUGCUGCCAUGGCAGUUUAUAGGCAAGAAGCUAUUUUUGGCCCUGAUUCAAGUCAGGUCCGUGACAAUUGUAUUGUCCAAACCACGGACUGGAGUGCGUGCUCAAGGUCAUGUGGAAUGGGGCUUUCCACCAGAGUAACUAAUGACAAUAAGAAAUGCCGCUUGGAGAAGCAGAGCAGGCUGUGUAUGGUCCGGCCCUGUGGUGCCAAUCUCGAGAAAAGUAUCAAGCGAGGUAAAAAGUGUGUCCGCACUCCAAGGCCAAUCAAGUCAAUGAAAUUUGAGUUUUCUGGUUGUACCAGCACAAAAUCUUAUCGACCCAAGUUCUGUGGAGUCUGCACUGAUGGGAGAUGCUGCACCCCUCACUCCACUAGCACCCUACAUGUGGAAUUCAAAUGUCCAGAGGGAGAUCUUAUCAAGAAGAAGAUGAUGUUUAUCAAGACCUGUUCCUGUCACUAUGAUUGUCCCUCUGACAAUGACAUUUUUAUGGCAACAUAUUACAGGAGAAUGAUUGGUGACUAUGCUGCAUAAAAGCAGAAGCUUCUAACUGUUGACUAGCUGUAACAGCACAGUGUAACUGUCUUUAGAUUCAUUUGAUAUCUGCAGUGAUUUAGAAUACUUUUGUUUCCAAGGAAAGGUGGAUUAUAAACGAGCAUAUAUCCAUAAAUACCUUGUUUUGAAUAUUAUCCCUUUCUGACAAUCAAAUGUUUGAAAAUGCAGUCUUGCUAAAAGCAAAUUUUGUUUUGAAGAUUCACCCAAUAGCAUUGGUCCAAAUUGUUUUUGAAUUGCUCCCUUCCAAAGCCAUGAAUUUGCAGUGAUACAUUUUUGGAGUAUAGGAACACAAAUUGCAGUUUCAUGCUGAAAUUGUAAUUGAUAAUGGCAGAGUUUAUUUUAAUUUUAAGGCGAACAAUUAUUUUCACACAAAUUGCCUGACCUAAACUGUGAUAGAACGACAGGACAAAAAAAAAGUCAUACUGACCUGAGUAUUGGCAUGCUAAUGCUGCCAAGCAUAGUAUCUGGGUUCAUGUAACAAGCCUUAUUAAUGAAUGAACAGUUCACUGAAACUGAGGGAUUAGUUCUACAAAGCUAUGGAUGAGUUAUUGCAUUAGGCAAUAGAAAAUCAUAGAGGUGUUUCCUAUGAUUGUCCAUUAUAUGCAGCUAGCAAAUGAGGCUCAUCUCCCUGCUGAUGGUACACAUUCAUAAAAUCAAAGAGUGCUGACUUCAGUGCCAAUCACCUCACAAUUUAAUGCGUUUUAUUAUGUACAGAAAUGCAUUAGUGUUCCGGAGGGAGCUGUAGCUAAGUACUUCUCUUUGAAUCUGUUUCCACUCUAAACCUUUUGAAUUGUGACCCAGCCCAGAUACCAUCUGAUCGAUACUGUCUCACAUGAAUUCCAAAAUAUCAAUGCAAGAAAGCAUUAUUUUAACAUUGCCAUGUCAUCAUCAUGUGACUGGUGUAAAUAUUGUAAAUGCCAAGUGUACAGUUUUAUAUUAUAAUAUAUUAUCACUUACUUUUUUUUAUUGUAGCUGUAUUUUUAGAGAAGAUGCUUCUGUGAGGUUGGCAAGGAAGUAAAUAUUUGUACUUUUAGAAUAAAAAAAUCUAUUUUUUAUAUAAA